Penicillium pulvis is the source of this 339-nucleotide messenger RNA. RefSeq lists its product as uncharacterized. The transcript has a single exon. The coding region runs from base 1 to 339 and encodes 112 amino acids. Lineage: Eukaryota; Fungi; Ascomycota; Eurotiomycetes; Eurotiales; Aspergillaceae. The record is from RefSeq and is a predicted model, not a curated record.
AUGUGCGUCGACAAUACGGACAGCUGGCGUCUUGAAACCGAAGCCAAAGGUCGAUACAAGGCAAAUGAAAAAUGUGACCGCAUGGAAGGCAGCGGUAGGAAGACUCGAUACCAAGAGUGUCCCAGCAUAACGCACAGCUAUCUGGAAGAGUACCCGGGUCUGCCCGAUAUUAGAAAAAAUAAGAGAGCCGAUUUUGCAGUUAUUAUCCUUGAGGAUGCCUACCAGUUGUACAGUCCUGGAUACCAAAAUAGCAUGGCAUUUGAGCGUACAAGAGCUCUUUCGCCGUCAAGCCCCCCGGCUCAGUCGGGGAUGGCGCAUGUACGUAAUAGUCGGCCAUAG